UCCUCCUAUAAACCGAACAAGGCCUCUCAGGAAAAGAACUUCUCUAUCGUGGGCCUGGGCUUCCAUUGCCGGCCCAUUUCGCACCUGACGCUUUUUUCACCAAGAACACAACGAAACAAAGCCACUCCUGACGUCAGCGUUGACUCGGUCAAACCCAUCGAUCCCCCCCAGAUUCCAAUGGCGCUGCUGCUGCCGGACGACGCCGUCGCCGACGUCCUCCGCCGCCUCCCGCCGCGGGGCCUCGCCGCGGCGCGGUGCGUCUGCAAGCCGUGGCGCGACCUCGUCGACGUCCGCGCGCUGCUGCGCCCGCGCCUCCUGCCGCGCUCGGCGCACGGCGUCCUCAUCAACUACAUCGACCACGGCCGCCCGCACCUCUUCUCCCGCCCUUCCUCCUCCUCGCCGUCGUCGGCGGCGGCGAUCGGCGGCGAGAUCAUCGACGGGAACCUCACGUUCUUGCCCAACGACGGGGACAGGGACUGGUGGUGCGUCCUGGACCACUGCGACGGCCUCCUCCUCUGCGGGAUCGAGUGGGGGAGCCAGCUCUGCGCCUGCAACCCGGCGACGCGGCGGUGGGCGACGCUGCCCGCCGCGCGCCAGGGGCCCUCGCGCUACGCCGCCGCGUACCUGGCGUUCGAUCCGGCCGCCUCCCCCGACUACGAGGUCCUCCUGAUCCCCAAUCUGCCGGAGAAACCCUCGCCGCCGGUACCCAAUCAGCCGCGGCGGCGGCGGCGGCGGCGGCAGGAUGAGCUCGCCGGCCCAUUCUGCCUCCACAUGCUGUUCUCGCCGCUGGACGCCGCUGAUGAAUCGGAUCUGGACGGCGAUGUCGAUGUCGCUGUCGAUGUCGAUGUCGAUGUCGAUGACGAUGAGGUAGCAACACCAGCAGCAUCAUCUGUGGAUGAUGAUCAGUAUAAGUUGAUGGAAUGGCCGCCAUCGCCGUACUUGCUGGAGGUGUUCUCGUCGAGGUCCGGGCGAUGGGAGGAGAGGGCGUUCGUCAGGGAAGGGGAGAAGGUGACCACCGUGGAAGACAUGAUGCCAUUGGGAUACCCUUACCGGGGCCCGCGCCGAGGGUACAGCGUGUAUCACCAUGGAUCAUUGUAUGCACAUUGUCGAGGCGCUUUUGUUACAAGGUAUUCACUGGCAAAUGGCAAGUACCAAGUAAUUGAAACACCAAUAAACAUGGCGAACUACAAAUGGGAAAAACCAUAUCUAGGGAAGUCAGAGAUGGGUGUGCUCUUCGGAAUGAUUCAUGGCGGCCAGCUAUCCGUUUGGAUCCUCCAAGAAUCAGCAGGACAGAUGGGGUGGAUCUUAACUUAUCAACAUGACCUUAGGCCCUUUGCCAAAGAAGUAAGCUCUCUCAGAUACAAUGGUAACCUGACUACUGGUUCUUGGACUGUAGAAGAAAAUAGUACUGGUAUGCAUGGAAACAGAGAUACUCUGUCUGCAGAGGAUUUCGAGUGGGACUCUGACAAUGAUGAUUUCCUCGCGGUUGAAGUUAGAAACGAGGAAUAUGAUGAUGACUGUGAACACUUUGACAUUCUUGGAUUUCAUCCUUACAAGGAAGUUGUUUUCUUGGAUCAGUCAUUCAAAACAAUCGCCUUUCAUUUCAAUAGCUCAAAGAUUCAAUACCUGGGUUACUCGCGCCCAAAGUGCUACUACCGGAACUACACAAAUGGUAUAUAUGAGUCGUUCGUGUACACUCCCUGCAUGAUUGGAGAGCUUCAUGGAGUUAUUGGGCAGAGCUCAUCUUGAAGAUUAGCACCGUAUAUGUACAACUCAGGCAGUUGGAAAACAUAUCAGGAUAUAAUAAUGGCAAACACUGGGUUGUUUUUUGGUUUAUUAUUAUUUCCAUAUUUUCCAAUCGUAAGGUCUUGCUUUCUUUCUGCUAAUGGACCUGUGUUAAUGUUCACCUGUCUAUCAGAUCAUGACUUCCUUGUAGAGCUUUA
This is a messenger RNA of Oryza sativa Japonica Group (Japanese rice), 1943 nucleotides long. RefSeq lists its product as uncharacterized. The record is from RefSeq and is a predicted model, not a curated record. Gene Ontology annotation, molecular function: protein binding. NCBI's taxonomy places the organism in Eukaryota, Viridiplantae, Streptophyta, Magnoliopsida, Poales, Poaceae.